Gregarina niphandrodes is the source of this 498-nucleotide messenger RNA. RefSeq lists its product as hypothetical. The transcript has a single exon. The record is from RefSeq and is a predicted model, not a curated record. The coding region runs from base 1 to 498 and encodes 165 amino acids. NCBI's taxonomy places the organism in Eukaryota, Apicomplexa, Conoidasida, Eugregarinorida, Gregarinidae.
AUGGGGAAUUACCAAUCUCAAUUGGAUGCAGUAACGAAGGACGUGCAGGGCCGGAUAAUGAAGUUGGACCUGGUGCGUGAUUUGAACCGGAUGGCAGUGGAGAAGCUCCAGCAGGAGCCUCACCGUCUACAGAAUGCGCAGUUUCCCGCAGGCAUCGACGGCUUCGAAGCGGCCAAAAACUUGUUGUCUGCGCUAAGUCAAGAAUUACGCAAUAAAUCACAAGGCGCAGAUCAGGCUCUGCGUCGCGGAGACAGUCUCGGUGCCCAGAAACUCGUGGAGGAGGCCGAAGGCAAAGUGGAGGAACACAACCAAGUCGCCGACUUGGUUCGUAAAAUGGCCGAUAUAGCAUUGGAACACGGCUCCGGAUACGCCGCCACGAUGUCCCAACGUGCCGUUAAGACCAUGAUCCCGGCACCUGUACGUUAUGGGGUGCUCUGCGUUGGCCAUACCUGUUGCCUGCCAUAUUGGGACUCGAAGUAUGACGCGUGGCUCUACUAA